Messenger RNA from Hypomesus transpacificus, 4574 nucleotides. It is a transcript of the gene camk2g1, whose product is annotated as calcium/calmodulin-dependent protein kinase (CaM kinase) II gamma 1. Lineage: Eukaryota; Metazoa; Chordata; Actinopteri; Osmeriformes; Osmeridae. Gene Ontology annotation, biological process: protein phosphorylation. Gene Ontology annotation, molecular function: calcium/calmodulin-dependent protein kinase activity; ATP binding; calmodulin binding. Bases 143 to 1972 code for a protein of 609 amino acids. The transcript has 23 exons. The record is from RefSeq and is a predicted model, not a curated record. Gene Ontology annotation, cellular component: neuron projection; cytoplasm.
UUCGCUCUCUCUCCCGUCUCUCUCUCUCUCAGCUCGCCUGUCAGAGGAACGCCACUGUAGGAGGCUACCCUCCCCGGACACCGUGCGAGAGUUAGCCGCUGUGGUGCCCUAAAGCUCAAGGCUCCCCUCUCAGAGACUAAUCAUGGCUACUAUCGUUACCUCCACCAGAUUCACCGACGACUACCAACUCUACGAAGAACUCGGAAAGGGAGCCUUCUCUGUGGUGCGUCGUUGUGUGAAGAAGUCAUCUGGCCAGGAGUACGCAGCAAAAAUCAUCAACACUAAGAAGCUGUCUGCCAGAGACCAUCAAAAGCUGGAGCGAGAGGCCCGUAUCUGCCGUCUGCUAAAACACCCCAACAUCGUGAGACUCCAUGACAGUAUCUCUGAAGAAGGCUUUCAUUACCUGGUCUUUGACCUCGUGACGGGAGGAGAGCUGUUUGAGGACAUCGUAGCCAGGGAGUAUUACAGCGAGGCAGACGCCAGUCAGUGUAUUAAUCAGAUCUUGGAGAGUGUCAAUCAUAUCCACCAGCAUGACAUCGUGCACAGGGACCUCAAGCCUGAGAACCUGUUGCUGGCCAGCAAGCUGAAGGGAGCAGCAGUGAAGCUAGCAGACUUUGGGCUAGCCAUCGAGGUGCAGGGAGACCAACAGGCCUGGUUUGGGUUUGCGGGCACCCCUGGAUACCUGUCCCCGGAGGUCCUGAGGAAAGACCCCUACGGCAAGCCUGUGGAUAUCUGGGCCUGUGGUGUGAUUCUGUAUAUCCUGUUAGUUGGCUAUCCUCCAUUCUGGGAUGAAGACCAGCACAAACUGUACCAGCAGAUCAAGGCUGGGGCCUACGACUUCCCCUCUCCAGAGUGGGACACAGUCACUCCAGAGGCUAAGAACCUGAUCAACCAGAUGCUGACCAUCAACCCUGCCAAGAGGAUUACCUCUGAGCAGGCCCUCAAACACCCCUGGGUCUGCCAACGCUCCACCGUGGCCUCCAUGAUGCACAGACAGGAGACCGUGGAGUGUCUGCGCAAGUUCAACGCCCGCCGAAAACUGAAAGGGGCCAUCCUGACCACAAUGCUGGUCUCCAGAAACUUCUCAGUGGGCCGGCAGCAUACCAACUCUGCUGCUGCCUCCUCCACUGCCUCGCUGGCACAGGAAGCUUGCAAAAGUUUACUCAACAAGAAGUCCGACUCUGCCAAGCCUCAGACCAACAACAGUAAGAACAGUAUAGUGAGCGCCAUCAAUGCCCUGAAAGAAAGCAACAUGGCAGCCAACUCCCAGAUGGAAUCCCAGAGCACGGUGGUGCACAACCCCCCCGACGGCGUCAAGGGCUCCACCGACAGCAACACCAACGACACCGAGGAAGAUAUGAAAGCGGACAGCUCGGUGGUCAGUCAGGGCAGUGCCCAAGAGGAGAUGCCCCCCCUUCUGUCCUCACCUCACAACUCACCUGCCACCACUCCACUGCAUGAUGUAAAGCGUAUGGCAUGGAACAGUUCAGGCCCCUCUGGCCCAGAGCCCCAGCCUGCUCUCCCUGCUGCUCCUCUAGGGAACACCGUCCUCACUAGUCCCCAGCCCACCCGUAAGCAAGAGAUCAUCAAGAUCACAGAGCAGUUAAUUGAAGCUGUCAACAAUGGAGACUUUGAGGCCUACACGAGGAUCUGUGACCCGGGACUGACCUCGUUCGAACCCGAGGCCCUGGGCAACCUGGUAGAGGGCAUGGACUUCCACAAGUUCUACUUUGAGAACUUGCUGAGCAAGAACAGCAAGCCGGUCCACACCACCCUGCUGAACCCCCACGUUCACCUGAUUGGCGAGGACGCCGCCUGCAUUGCCUACAUCCGCCUCACCCAGUUUGUGGACGCGCAGGGCCGCCCGCGCUCCAGCCAAUCAGAGGAGACCAGGGUGUGGCACCGUCGCGACAGCAAGUGGCUCAACGUUCACUUCCACUGCUCAGGGGCCCCUGCCGCUCCGCUGCAGUGAUCAGCCAGGGUGGCGAGGCUCCAGUAGGAGUUCAUGUUUUGGGGCAUUUUGGGCUAGUGCGUUUUAGAGGCUUGUCCUCUGUGUGGCCAAUGCCAGGAGCCCGGCUGGGCGAGACCACACCCUCUCCACAACACCAACCAAUCCCCUCCUUCCUUUGAUCCGCUGGGGGCUGGCCGAGUGCGGACCUCGCCCCCUGGGAUGAUGCAUGCAUCUGGCGCCCAAUAGGAGGGCGCGUCUCUGCCCUCUGAACCCCCUCCCCUGGUAGCCAUCUUUCUUCUGCCCGUGUGAGAUGACAGCAAACGGGGGAGGAGAGGGCGAACCGUUGAACUUGUGACAGUUAUGAGUAUGAGUUAUGAUUAUACUGUGUAAAAUAUGACUAGAUGUACCAGACACCACCGAACCCAAGCAAGCAUUUCGAAACCCAUAAGGGAGGAGAGUGGGGAGGGAGAAUUUAGCAGCUGAGAUGUCUGUCUGUCUCUACGAGCCAUCGGGCAGAACUUGCGUUGUGUUGGAAUGUCGGAAGUUGUGAUGUUAGGAUGUAGGGAGCACUUUCCCGACCGGAAGUGUAGAGGGGAAAAAAACAAGUCAGUUCAAAUCAGAACUUGAUGAGGUGAAAACUUGAUAUCAAAAGGUGAAGCACCAAAGUGUAGAGCUGUAGGCUUCUUUUUUUUUGCGUUUCUGUGUUGUUUUUUUGUUCUUGUUUUGUUGGUUAGUUUGUUUACAGAGAGAAAGGAAAGGUAGGAGCUGGGUUUGACAACGCUUUGUUGGGUUUCAGCAUCGUAUCCAGCUGCAUUUUUCUGUGAAUAUCUGAGACUUGUGUCUGACUGACUCUGUAUCUGAGGCAAAUUAUAAGUGAGUUUAAAAAGAAGAAGGAAAAAAAAUAGAACUUUUUAUCGUGCAAGUGAAGCUGCUGUGCGUGUCUGUGUGUUGGUAUGUCUGUAUGCAGUCGGGGAGAGGUGGGCUUUGGGAAAUGGUCUGCGUUUUGCAUGUUUUCCCCCCUCCUCCCUCUCUCUCUCUCUCUCUCUCUCUCUCUCUCUCUCUCUCUCUCUCUCUCUCUCUCUGUCUCUCUCUCUCUCUCUCUGUCUAACCACCCGUCUAGUCACUCUACCCUGUUUCCUUCUAGUCACUGUGUAUGACAGUGGGUGUAUAGAUAUGUAGAAAUGUGUAUAUACAUGUACAUGCAUUCAAGAGACACUCCCCCAGGACACCUAAGCAGCCAGCCCCAGAGGAUCACCUCACUCCCUUAUCCGGCCCUGACUGCUUGCACAUUUUAAAGCAUGCUCCUCCUAAUUGUGGGAGUCUCUCUCGUGCACACACACACACACACACACACUCAAGAUCUAGGUCACAUGGACAUGUAACUUUGGAGUAUAUAGAAAAGCUCCAUUUGAGAGGAAUCCAGCUUGCAGUUCAGGUGUCCCAACCGUCACCCACCCCCUUCCUCUACCCGGAGCUGGGUCUCAUGCUGGUCCUUACAUAUCUGCCCCCAGGCCUGGUGGCAGGGCCUGGGGGCUGGGCCUGGCUGUGGGGGAGAUGCUGGCCUGCUGCUGUGCUGAUGUCCUGUGCUCAUCCACCCAUGCAGCUGUCCCCCCCCCCCCUUCAUCAUGACCUGGUCAUCCACGUUUCACACAUGGCUGUUUCACACAUGGCUGUCUCUCUGUUUCUGUGUUGGGUUGGGUUUUCUUGUGGUUAUUGCUGUUUUACUGUUGUUUACUGUUGGUAAUGUACCGCUCAGCCAAGCUAGAGUUCUACACUCUCCCUGUAGCACACACACACACACACACACACACACACAGACUUUGACUGAAUGCCCCUUAAUGACACAUGUUAGAAUGGUAGUUAGAUUUAUAAUAUGAUCGCCAACCAGAUUUGAAAGAAUUGUUCUUUCAAGAAUUGAAACACUGACACACACACACAUAUAAACAUAUAAAUACAAAGGGAAAGAACAAUAAGCAGUAAUUGAAAACAACAUUGGAAUAGGAUUGAAUAUUUAUUGAUUUAAGUACAAUUAUUGAUCUGUAGUAAUCUACCCUUUAGCGGUAAUUGAAUUGCAGGGCUCUUCGAGAGCGGGUGAGAGAGGGAGAGAGUGUUGGCCAGCAGGUUCAGACGAACCGUGCUGUGGAACACCAGAGGGACAUCUAGUAUAUGCAUGUUUCAGUUGAGCAUUUCUACCAUGUACCUAAUUGAAUACGGAUGGAGAUAAGAGUUUAUCAUGUAUAACAAUAUUUGCAUCUUUGAAAUGAAAGCCUCCAUCCAGAAUGUUGAAUAGGUGACAUGGAAAAAAAUAUAUAUAUUUAAAAACACAAAAAAGCAUUUGAAAAAACGUUUUGAGGAGCCGUAGCUUGGUAUGAGGCCCUUGUUGUUAGUAUUUCCCCAGCAUUGUACCGAUAUACUACUACUACUAUUAUUACAGGCCUGUGCUUCUCUCCAGCCUGCACUCGGACGCUGGAGGUUUUUGCAUGAUCAUGAUGUACAAUUAAUACAACCAUGAAUUGACGACUAUUAAGUGUUUGUCUGAAUGUUAGUUGGUCUUCAUCAUAGCUUUGUUAUUCUUCAAAACUUGGAUCUUGAAAGUAUUUAAUAAAAAUACUAUUUCAGCAUC